Molecule: messenger RNA, 1704 nt
Organism: Panicum virgatum (switchgrass)
Lineage: Eukaryota; Viridiplantae; Streptophyta; Magnoliopsida; Poales; Poaceae
Product: transcription factor MYB60-like
Exons: 2
Coding region: 405-1349 (314 amino acids)
Biological process (GO): response to auxin
Source: RefSeq, a predicted model, not a curated record
CUGGAAAGGCUAGGCUUAAAUUUCACACAGUAGCCAACAGUAGCAAACUGUUCCUCUAGGUAAUCCUUGCUUUAAAGUUGAUCGAGGUGGGCCUGGGUCAAUAUCUAUGAUUCAUGUGAUGUCGUUGACAGAAAGGGAAAGCAUGCAUGCAGACAUGCCUAGAGCUGAGUGAAAACAAAACAAAUCAUCAGCGAGCGCAGGUAGCUGCUGGCUGCUAGUAGGUUGUUAGUUAGAUGAUAGCAAGUGAAAAGGAGCUCACUCACAUUCACCUCUUCUCCUAUAUAUAACCAGCCGGCCGGCACACGCUUGCCUCAUGGGACAUUUGUAGGGUACCAGUACUGCUACCACAACUACUACUACGUCCACUAGCUGCAGGCAGCCACAUCCAGGCACCGCCCGAGAGGAUGGGGAGGCCGCCGUGCUGCGACAAGGUGGGCAUCAAGAAGGGGCCAUGGACGCCGGAGGAGGACAUCAUCCUGGUGUCCUACAUCCAGGAGCACGGCCCCGGCAACUGGCGCUCCGUGCCCAUCAACACCGGCCUCAUGCGCUGCAGCAAGAGCUGCCGCCUCCGCUGGACCAACUACCUCCGCCCCGGCAUCCGCCGCGGCAACUUCACACCCCACGAGGAAGGCAUCAUCGUCCACCUCCAGUCCCUGCUAGGCAACAGAUGGGCGGCCAUUGCGUCGUACCUCCCGCAGAGGACCGACAAUGACAUCAAGAACUACUGGAACACCCACCUCAAGAAGAAGCUCAAGAAGCACCAAGCCAUCGGCGCCAUCUUCGCGCCACCUCCCCCCUCCGAACCUUCCAUCAUACCAUUACCAACCACCGCCAUCGCCGGCCAUGUCGAUCUCCAUCAUGACGUCAUCGGCAAUCCCCUCUCCAAGGACAGCUCGCUACGCCCGGCCGCCUGCAGCAACGCAGCUGAGGUCACCCAGCUCAUCGCCCGGCGAUCGCUGUUCGCCGCCACCGACGGUGACAGCUCCUCCUCGUCGUACGCCUCCAGCAUGGACAACAUAUCCAGGCUGCUCAACGGCUUCAUGAAGAGCUCCCCGCCGCAGAACGACGCUGCCGACAUCAAGCCCUCAGCCACCGAGAUCAACCCUUUGCUGUCGUUCAACCAGUACCACAUGGCCGGCGCCACCACGCUAUCAGCCUUCAACGACAUGCUGCCAUCGCCGCAGCAGCCAGCGUUGAUGGGACACAGCGGCUACGACGAGCCCAGGCAGCAACACCAGCAGGGGCCGCUGUCUCCGAUCGAGAAGUUGCUGUUCGAAGAGGCCGAAGAGCAGGUCGUCGACCUGAUGGAUCUGUCCGACGGCUGCUGCUCAGUCCCAAUGAUGUUCUAGAUCAAACAAAGAGAUCAGUAUCAUACACGUCAGUUAGAUAGGUUAAUUUGUUUCUGCAAGUUACUUUACUUUUAGGAGAAAGCUAUAUAUGUUGAUGCAUGAGAGAGACAAAACAAGAUACAUACGUACAUACUGGUCAAACUCCCCUGCGUGAACGCCACGCGGCCAUCGUCUUACCCAUCUAGGUAUUCAAUUGUACGUUACUUGUGGUAGAAUUCAGAUUUGACACUGCAAAUCAAAAGUCAGCAGAAUAAGAGAUAGCAACAGGAAUAAGUGUGACCAAAUGACAUGCAAGCAUGCAUGUCAGAAUGAUGUAAUUACGUGAUCUUUUCUUAUAUUUAAUUUGUUAUACAAA